Porites evermanni is the source of this 1538-nucleotide messenger RNA. Lineage: Eukaryota; Metazoa; Cnidaria; Anthozoa; Scleractinia; Poritidae. The record is from the annotation of a GenBank genome assembly.
AUCCAAAGGCAAGUUGCCCAAGGAUACAGUGUUAUCUGGAACUGCAAAGCAGUGGAUAACUUAUGCUUUUGUAUGGAAGAUAUUUUCAACCAUGGGCUGAAAGAGGGGUUAGUGUGUUGCAUUCUCUGAAUGUUAUUAACAGAAAAUUUUUUCUUUGCUACUAACAGUAAUGUUGAUAUUGCAAAAUAGAAUAGUACAUCUGUAUGCAAGGACAUACAUUUUUUAGGGGGUGGUUGUGGAAUGUAUAGUACUGAGUACUAUACCUUUGAGCUUUACCCAUUGGGAGGGGGAGGGGCAGCCAAGCAAUAACUUGUGGCUGAAGAGGGUAUGCUUGAUCUAUCAUUUUAAACACUGUUAUGCAUUUCACUGCAUAUUCUGGUACAUGUACGGUGUAUUGAGCAUCUUACAUGUAAGCAGGGUGUGUCUAGCCUGUCUGCGGUUUAUUCACCAGAAACAAUGCGUGCCAUCAACAUGUGUGUUCGUGGGACUGAUGUUGUGAUUUUGUGAUAAGGUCUCUUCUUUUAGACAGCCUGAAAAGCAAAAAAAAAAAAAGAAGCAAAAAUCAGGGUUUGAAGGCCUCAGUGAGGAGUUGUCGGAAAAAACCACAAUGGAGGUCAAAAGUCGUUACAAACACACUCAACAUGAUAAGACUUAAUUAAACUGACUCCCAUCCUUCCUCACCCCAAGCAAUGUAGUUGUAAUUUGUUCUCCCUGUCCUGAAAAGAGUUUGCUUUUCACAAUGUUGUUUUUUGGGGGAAAGGGAAGCCAUUAGAGACAUCCAAACUAGUGCAAACAUGGAUGUCACAAUGUAUGCUACGACUGAUAACACAUGUACAGUUUGAACCCUGAAGAAGGCAGCAUUGCCGAAAUGUUGGUUAAGACUCUUUUGAACAGCAUUGAUUGUAGAAUUUUCAAAUUAACACAGUUUGUAUGUUCUGCUGUUGAAGGAAGUUUUUUUUAAAUCUCUACACCAAAGAUUUUUGGCCGUCAUUGGAGUUUUCACAAAACUUUAGGUUGGUGGUUAAGCACCAAAUUAAAGCUCUAACUUGCCCAAGAAACCAAAACCCUAAAGGAUUCUGGUAAUGAUACUUUUAGUAAAAGUAACAUCUUCAUACAAAAGGUUGAUAGUUCUUUGAAGUUAAGUACUGAUACAUGUGCCUGAUGGUGUUGAACAGAUGUGAUUUUAAUACCCUAUGAAGAGGUUUCCUUUGAUGGUCAAAUACCUACAAAGGAUUUCUUGUUACACACUAAAAACUGUUAGAGCCAUUAUACGUGUAGGUUUCAUGUCUGUUGUGGUACAGUGUUAUUUUGAUUCUUGAGGUUGAAAGACUUGCCAAGAAACUAGGGAAGAUGUUGUAAGACUCUUAUCCUCAGAUAAAGUUCUUUUUGUAAAAUGUUUCAAUGAUUUUGUCAUUUUCUAGUUUAAGAUUGGCGGUCUUUUUUGCAGGCUUCUCAGCUGGGCUUCAAAUAAUCAAGUAUCUUUUUGGUCACUAGCGAAUAAAGUGACAUGUAAAAAGGAUAUAGAAGACAUUAACAGG